This is a messenger RNA of Nerophis lumbriciformis (worm pipefish), 1329 nucleotides long. The record is from RefSeq and is a predicted model, not a curated record. NCBI's taxonomy places the organism in Eukaryota, Metazoa, Chordata, Actinopteri, Syngnathiformes, Syngnathidae.
AUGGAGGAACUGGCCCGAGAGAGCAUCAGCCUGUUGGCUCGCUCUGCGUCUCAUUCGGAUCCCCCUCGGCUCGGUUCUUUCGGUGCCGUGUUCAUUAUGCUGAAGUCUGCGCUUGGAGCCGGACUGCUGAACUUCCCGUGGGCCUUCCAGAAGGCAGGAGGAGUGCAUACUGCUAUUAGUGUGGAACUGGUAUCUCUGGUGUUCCUUGUUAGCGGACUGGUCAUCCUCGGCUACGCCUCCUCGGUCAGCAGACAAAAGACUUAUCAGGAUGUGGUGCGAGAAGUGUGUGGACCAGCUAUUGGGCAACUUUGCGAGAUCUGUUUCUGUUUCAACCUCUUCAUGAUAUGCGUCGCUUUCCUGGUGGUGGUGCAGGACCAGCUAGAGAAAUUGUGUAUUUCUCUAUAUGAAACGGUAACUGGGUCAGGUGAAGGGGACAUGCCAUAUCAUUGGUACACUGACCAGCGUUUUGCCCUCUUCAUCAUGUGUCUCGUCAUUAUCCUGCCACUGUCCAUCCCGAAAGAAAUUGGGAUCCAGAAAUAUACGAGUGUGCUGGGAACACUGGCAGCUACCUAUCUGUGCGUGGCGGUGAUUGUCAAAUACUACCUGAUGGAGACCCACACAGCAAUUCUAACUCCAGAGCAUACUCAAGGUGUGGGCUCAUGGGCUUCUAUGUUCAGUGUUGUGCCGACAAUCUGCUUUGGUUUCCAGUGUCAUGAGGCCUGUAUAGCAAUCUACAGCAGCAUGGAAAACCAGAAAAUUACACACUGGGUAGUUAUCUCUGUAAUCUCUAUGCUCUUCUGUUUGCUCAUCUACACGCUCACUGGAGUGUAUGGAUUCAUGACAUUCGGGCGAGAAGUUGCCUCCGAUAUAUUGAUGUCAUAUCCCGGGAAUGAUGUCGUCAUGAUCAUUUCAAGACUGCUUUUUGGAAUAUCAAUCAUUACUAUUUAUCCAAUUAUUCUUCUUUUGGGGAGAUCAGUCAUCCUUAACCUGAUGGUCCGAAUCCAAAGGCGUCGUUGGGGUAUCGUCACAAGCUCCUUUGAGAGUCGCUGCAGGGCACUUCUCACUGUUAUAUGGAUCACCAUCACUCUUCUCAUCGCCAUGUUUGUCCCUGACAUGGGGGAGGUCAUCAGUGUCAUUGGAGGAAUCAGUGCUUUCUUCAUCUUUAUCUUUCCUGGUCUUUGCUUGAUGUUCAUCAUGCAAAAUGAACCUGUGAGUCCAAGAAUCAGAGUCAUUUUAACAAUUUGGGGAAUCAUAACUGUUGUUGUUGGAGCAUUCAUCUUUGGACAAAGCACAACUAUUGCUGUCAUGGAGCUCCUAGACAAAUUCUGA